Molecule: messenger RNA, 1359 nt
Organism: Cylindrotheca closterium
Lineage: Eukaryota; Bacillariophyta; Bacillariophyceae; Bacillariales; Bacillariaceae
Source: the annotation of a GenBank genome assembly
AUGUCAGCAGCAAAGGAUGAAGAAUCUCUUUUGACAGAGAAGUCUUUUCAGCUUUCUCUUUCACCACCAAGAUCUGCCCCAAUCGACACGGCACAUCGGGCCGUCAUUACCGAUCGCAACCCAGCGUCCAAGGGUUACAUUGGCGAUCAUCACCUCGAUCAUGCUCAUUCAGACUACAAUCUUCACAGUGGGCUACGAGAGCGGCUGAUGCACUUGGUUUAUAACGCUGAUCUUCACGACAUACCACAUCCUCAUCUUGCGGUGGAUUCCCCAGACGGCGCCACCCGAUUUCUGGGAUCCGUCUUGCCCUUGGAAUGGCAGAACAGUCUACGGGAUAGUGGCGGUUUCCGCCGAAUUUCGGAUGAUUUAGUGCAAUAUGGCAUCCCUCUCGCUGCCAUUACAAACCCCAGUGCCGCCCGAACCAUGCUCCAGCUGACAAAUCGAGUGAAGAAGAUGAGAUAUGGUCAGCAUCCAUCUCAAUUCAUUGAUUUGAUGUUUCCUGAGGGCGUUGCGGAGGACAACCUUGCUGGGAUGCUUUUUUUCGUCCAUGGGGGUGCUUGGGGAAGUGGAAAGACUUGGUUCUAUAGGCUUACUGCAGUUCCCUUUUUGAAACAAAAAGUAGCAGUCGCUAUUGUAGGCUACCGUGUGUACCCUGAAGGAGAUAUCAAUGUUCAAGUACGUGACACAGGCUUGGCAUAUCAGAAGCUCUGCAAGGAGUACCCUCGUUUGUGUGGACCGUCGCGGGCAUCACGGCCAAUCGGUCUGAUUCUUAUGGGUCACUCCAGUGGGGCACAUGUUGCACUUCUCUUUCUCAUUGAACUAAUCAAAAGGACAAUCCUGAUGCGUGAACAUGCUGGCGAGUGUACUACAGAACAAAACAUGAAUGACAGCAAUGCCAAGCCUGUGGAUCAAUUUGUUGGAUUGUCAGGGCCCUACGAUAUAAGCCAUCACUUUGACUAUGAAGCUGCCCGUGGAGUGGAAGAGUUAAGUCCGCUCAAACCAGCUUGUGGUUACACACGAGAGCAGUUUCGGCUGAAUAGUCCAGCAUGGAGACUGAAGGACUUCUUGUCAUCAAUUCCUCCUGGCAAACAAGAUCUGUUGCCCGAAAUAUACUUUCCAAGGACCCUUCUUGUCCAUGGUAUUGAAGAUGAAGUAGUUCCAUUCACGUCAACAUCGGAAGCAGCUCGAAUCUUGCGUUCUUGUGGACUUCCUUCCAUCGAGGAGCAUUAUGCUCCAAAAACAGGUCACCAAGAUGUCAUUGUCCAAUUCAUGCUUGGAGGAAAGGUGCCCAUAGCCGUCAUGGAUUGGCUGGGGAAAGCGUCUUCACCUCAAAGUAGUCUAAUACGAUCUAAACUCUAG